Sipha flava (yellow sugarcane aphid) is the source of this 736-nucleotide messenger RNA. RefSeq lists its product as uncharacterized. The record is from RefSeq and is a predicted model, not a curated record. The coding region runs from base 96 to 575 and encodes 159 amino acids. The transcript is spliced from 2 exons. NCBI's taxonomy places the organism in Eukaryota, Metazoa, Arthropoda, Insecta, Hemiptera, Aphididae.
ACCGUUUCGAGUCUAUUACGGUGGAUGACGAGAAUAAUGACUCUGAUUCGAUUAUUACAAACAGACCGGACAAUGCUUCUAACACUUCCAAAGACAUGCCUGAAGGGAACAACGGCCAACAGAAAAUAUCCAAGUGCUUCACCAAGAUGAAAAAAUCACGAAAGAAUCCGGUUGUAAUUUUAAGCAAAAACGAGCAACGAUUUGCCACGAAAAUGUCGCAGAACAACAAUGACUCGAUAAUGUCCACCCCGUCUACGAUGAAAUCGAGAAAGUCUGAAAGGAAGUCUGCAGCUGUUCAAGCGUCCGUUCAAACCGAUUCGUUUGCAAAACGUGACGAAUUGACCGAGCAAAAAGCCGGAAUAAAAAUGUUAAACAACGUGGACGAGUGCUGUAGGGGUUCGAUCUUAAAAAAAAUCAGUGCAAUAGUACCGAAGGAGGACUCAGACGCCUUGACUCCUUACAGCAUACCAACUGUUGAUUGCAACGGCCAGUCAAAAGGAUCCAGGAGGAACCGCAAGAGGCUCAACAAACGAGCAACGAUGUCGCUUCUUCUUACAUCCGUCGAGCUGAAUUAAUUAUUCGGUCGAUUUUCAGAGAAGUCUGUCAGUUUUUAUUCAACAUUAUACUCAACUCACUAACGUGGUAACAUCACGUCCGAUAUAGUGGCCAUAAGGGGUGGAUCGGGAUAACGUCGUAGUACCGCUACAGUUCGAGAAACUACCCCAGCCCGUAUCAA